This is a messenger RNA of Vollenhovia emeryi, 823 nucleotides long. RefSeq lists its product as uncharacterized. The transcript has 3 exons. The record is from RefSeq and is a predicted model, not a curated record. Lineage: Eukaryota; Metazoa; Arthropoda; Insecta; Hymenoptera; Formicidae. The coding region runs from base 469 to 771 and encodes 100 amino acids.
UGCUGCCAUCUAACAAAAAAUAUAAAUACAUUGUGGCUGGUAUUCAUAAUUAAACCUUGGGUAUAUGUAUACCUAAUGUACAAAAGACAAUCAAUCGCGACUUUCUGUCAUUCUACAUAUAAAAAUAUAAGAGUACGAUCAUUGAAAAAAAUUUUUAAGUAUGUUUUACAUGUCAUCAGUGUCGUAACUAGCUUUUAAUGUGUUCUAUGCAAGUAUUUUUUAUGGACUCCUUAAUUUUUUGGGAACAUUAAAAUAAACGCGAUAUAACAAUUGUUUAUUAAUAAUUUUUUGUAUUCAAAUAUUGGUGAACAAAGUAGUAGGUAAUCUGCUGAGAGCGUGUUGGAACUGAAUGACGCAAAACGCUAAGUAACGCAAAUUUAAAAUUAAAAAACUUGAAAAUAUUACUAAAAUGACAAUGAGGCAAUAAGAGUAAAACGCGGUUGUGAAUUAUACAGGGUGUCCUGGACAAUGCUCGUGAGAAGCAAUGGUGAGCAUCAUCUAACAGCGAGAAGUAAACGUGCGACACUAUAUAUGACCGCGCCAAAACAAAUUAUCGCGCAGCGAGAGCUCCGAAUUCAUUACUGGAGUGCUCUGGGACAGAGCUGGGAUUUAGUUGCACUUUUCCGAGGCAACGCCUACCUUACCCCCACUACCGCUCGAGACUCGACGGUCGAGCCGCCGAUUGCCCGCGUGACGCUGUGUCUCAGGAGCGUCACGCGUAUUAUAGUGUAUGGUGAGAGUGUAACUUCCCUAAUAAACGAUAUCACGUAAUUAGAACAUUCCUUUUUUAAAUUUAUUUUAAUAAUUCCAAAUCUUUUUGUUA